GUCAAAGCUUGGUCUACUCGCGGAAAAGUUCCCCACGCUGUUGUGAGUACUGCAGCAUUUGUAGAAGUAUCUUUAAGAGAUAAAUUUUCUUUUGGGAAAAUAUCCAAUCAUGAAUUGAGAUUAUUAUAUUCAAUGGUGUUUAUUAGAUUUGUCAAUGGAAUGGUGGAUCCAACUCAAGGUUCAUAUGCAUCAUCUGUCGCAUCAUUAGCAUUGAAACUUAAUAUGCCAUUACGGUUUGUUGAAUUACGCCAUGCUGGAACGCACGAACAUCUUCCUAGUUUACAAGUUUUACGAAAUGGAUGUCAACAGGCAUUGCAAUGGCUUAAUGAAAAUUACUGGGGAAUCCAAAGGCCAUUACAAUCAACGCACAUGAACGAAAUUCAUUCAUUACUUUCUAAAUAUAAAGAAUUGCGAAUGAAAUUUUUAAAAGAUUCGGAACUGGAUGAUAUGAAUUCCACGGAUAAGAUUGUUAAAAAAAUAUUAAAUUUGGUUAGUGCGGAAUAUGUGAGAGAUUUACUUAUACCUGUCUUAUUGGAAAAAGGGUUCUUGGUACCAGCAGAGGAAAAAAAGAGAGCCUCGAUGGUCGACCAAACAUUAUCAAAAGAUUUGUUAGAUUUAUGGUUUACCAUAUUACGCAAAUUUGAUUAUGAAUGGGCUAAUUUUAGUAGUGAAUUAGUACAGGGCAUGUUAGAAAAAUUGAUCACGGAUGAAGAAAACGUUAAUCGUGAUGCCAAUCUUAUUCAUUUGACGAACUUUUCGCCUGCUUCCGAUUUGAUACAGCAAUCUAAAUUAAUUCACACAAGCUCUAGUUAUCAUUUAACUCUUGUGGCAUGGAUAAGUCAUAUUCUAAAACUUCGUUACACUGGUGAUUUUAUGGUUUUUGCUGAUUUAGAUCUGGAAAAUGUUCUUGAAUUUUGUUUAAGAAAACCAAAUUAUUAUACAAAAACAAUAUUACAAGUCAUGAUCGAUUAUGAUGAGGAAUUGAAGAAAGUUGCCACACCUUUCAUGAAUUAUAUUGUUAAAAUGCUAAGUUUUAAAGAUAACUUUAAUUAUGAUAAAAAAGUUCCAAAAAUCACAGAUGAUGACAUGAAUAGGGAGAUACACGAAUUACGGGAGGAGUUGAGCAAUAUAAUCAGUUUGAAAGGGUCAGCAGAAAAAAAUAAUCCUAUAAUAGUUUCAAAUUCAGAAUCAGCAUGGAAAAUCUAUGAUCCUGAAAAAUGGAAAGCAUGCCCGAUAGGAUGUUUACCUAAUGGGCAAAUUCCCUAUUUGGAUCUUUCACCUGAGUUAGAUGGGCCUAGCAAUAUCUUUUCUGAACCAAGAAAAGAAAUAGAUCUUAUGCAAAUCGAUGAAUAG
Dentiscutata erythropus is the source of this 1353-nucleotide messenger RNA. The record is from the annotation of a GenBank genome assembly. NCBI's taxonomy places the organism in Eukaryota, Fungi, Glomeromycota, Glomeromycetes, Diversisporales, Gigasporaceae.